AUGUCAUAUCACUUCUUUGUUGCAUGCUGUCAGUCCCCUCCAGUGAGCCUCUUUACAGCCAACAACCUGGAAUCAAUAAACGAGGACGCCUUCCUCGGUCUUCCUCAUCUGGAGUAUCUGUUCAUCGAAAACAACCAGAUCAAGUCGAUAUCGCCACACGCUUUCCGAGGACUGAAAACCUUAGUGCACCUGAGUCUGGCUUACAACAAUCUGGACACUCUGCCUAAAGAUUUGUUCAAGGGUCUUGAGGCCUUGACAAAAGUAGACCUGCGGGGGAACCAGUUCACCUGUGACUGUAAGCUCAAGUGGCUGGUGGAGUGGAUUUACAGCACCAACGCCACAGUGGAUCAGAUUUACUGCAAAGGCCCGGCCUCACUGCUGGACAAGAAGAUCAACGACCUGGUGCCGCAGUCGUUCGACUGCAUCACCACAGAGUUUGCCUCCUACCAGUCCCUGAAGUUUGAGUCCAUAUCGGUGGAGGCCUUUUCCUUUGGGAACGAUCAGUAUGUGGUGUUCGCUCAGCCCUUUAUUGGGAAAUGCAGCUUUCUGGAGUGGGACCAUGUGGAGAUGGUCUUCAGGAACUACGAUGACAUUGACAGCACUUCCACUGUGAUCUGCAAACCUCUGGUUAUCGACAACCAGCUCUUUGUCAUCGUGGCCCAACUUUUCGGCGGCUCACACAUCUACAAACGCGACACCUCCGCCAACAAAUUCAUCAAGCUCCAAGGCAUUGACAUCCUGAGAAUCCGCAAACCCAACGACGUUGAGACUUUUCGCAUCGAUGGAGAAUCUUUCUUCGUCAUAGCCGACAGCUCCAAGGCCGGUUCUACCACCAUCUACAAGUGGAACGGCAACGGCUUCUACUCCCACCAGUCACUCCAUCCGUGGUACCGGGACACUGACGUGGAGUUCAUGGAGAUCUCCUCCAAACCUCACCUGAUCCUGUCCAGCAGCUCCCAGAGGCCCGUCAUCUACCAGUGGAACAAAAGCACCAAGCUGUUUGACAGGCGCACGGACAUCCCGGAGAUGGAGGAUGUCUAUGCCGUGAAGCACUUCCAGGUCAAGUCUGACCUCUUCAUCUGCCUGACGCGCUUCAUCGGUGACUCCAAGGUCAUGCGCUGGGACGGGGCCCUCUUCAGAGAGCUGCAGACCAUGCCCUCUCGCGGCUCCAUGGUGUUCCAGCCCUUCUCUGUGGGCAGCUGGCAGUACGCCAUUCUGGGCAGUGAUUACUCGUUCACGCAGGUGUACCGCUGGGACACCAAGAAGGGCAUGUUUGUCCAUUUCCAGGAGCUGAACAUCCAGGCGCCAAGAGCCUUCUCUCCAGUCUCCAUAGACAACCGGCAGUUCCUGCUGGCCUCCAGUUUCAAAGGGAAAACUCAGAUCUACGAGCACCUGGUUAUUGAUCUGAGCAAUUGAGUGAUUGUUUUUUUUCUGGCUCAUUGAUAGAUUAUCGGUAACUUUAGUGUUUUUUUGUGUUUAAAGAAGACUGUUGCAGCAGAUGCAGCUCUGAAAAUCACUGAAAGUAAUUAUCAGUUGAUCCUAACUUGAGAAAGGCAGGCAUUACUCUUAUUCUCUUUAAAAAUCUUCCACUGAAAUCAGUGCAUGGUAAAUAUAAACGCAUGUAUCUCAACCAAAUGUAUUUGGCUGAGAUGCAUGUUGAGUUCAAUGCAUGGAUCUCAAGUUAGGAUUAAAACCCAAGACAUCAAUGCAUGACCAGGGCCUCACUCAGGCCAUCCCAUCAGAUUACAAAUGCAACAUCCAUCCUCAUUCAUCUUUUCAAUUCCACCGUCGGCCAGUAGCUUAUUUUGUUUAUGUUGGAACAUCCAUGUGACGCAACAAAGUUUAUACAUUUGUAAUCUCAUAUUUAUCUACAGAGAGUAAUAAUGAAAUGGUACUUUUUAACCGAUUAACAUGUUCAACUGAACAAAUCUGCCAAAACUAAAUGUUUACAUUUUUCUCUCUUUCCACUUGUUCGCUAAAAUAUUUGUAAAAAAUAAAGCUUUUGUAAGUUUGAGAGGGACCACACCAGUUAGAUAAAUAUUUGUUAAAGAGAAUGAUUUAAAAUUUAUCUUCAUAAUUUGGAGAAUUUCAACAGAGACGUACUGAGAAUGACAUUUUUAUCAUUAACGCUUUGUAUAAUGUAGUAUUGAAAAGUAUUGAAAAAUGCUGUUUUCCCAGAAGAAAGUUUCGGGGAAACUUGGAACUAUUCUCACACACUUAAAAGGGACUGAAAUGAAAAACAGAGGAUAUUGUUCAUAACGCUUUACCUUCGACUAACAUGUAUGCAAAAUGCAUUUAUUGUGUCAUGAUUAGGAUUAGGUUAUUGACUAAUAUCAUGUCAUUUAGAGUCAAUAAAGGUUUACAUCACUAACUGUUGCUGGCACCGUGUAGCAUGACGUGGCAUCAGCGUGAAACGACAACACACAAGAGCAACAUACACGAGUAACACAUCUACUUCACAGGACAUUGCAGCCAUCAAGUUAGUGGUGUAGAUAUGAUACAUACAUGAGAAACCAAACAAAAUAAAUACAAACAAAUAAAAUCUUUUUUAUUUUCUCCAACAAAGUGCACGCCUCAAUUCUACAAAGCAGCACAUUACAAUGUAAUGGAAUAAAUACAAUAAAUUCCGCUGAAUUUAAAAAAAAAGGAAAAGAAAAGAAAACCACAAGCAAGGAGAUACACAAGUACCUGCACAAUCACACUGGUGGCAGGAUUAAAUCGGACUAUUUAGAAAACCUCUGCUUCUUUCAGAUGAUUGUUUGACUUUUCAUGCAUCUUCGCUCCUUUGGAUAAAGGUGUCCCAUCCUUUAUAUUUCUAAAGUAAACCGAUUUAAACCCUACGUUUUGCUUGUAAUUGAGAACUACCAAACUAACAUGAAAGAAACACAGGUGCAUACUCUCAUGUUCAUACACGUCACCCUGGAAAACUUGUGCAAUAGCAGCAGGCACCUCCGAAUCACCGACCUGCUGCUGAGAGAAAAUAAAGUGAACACAUUUCUCAGUUUGAACUGAACUUACUACUCAAGUCUAUGUGGUGCAACGUAGUGUUUUUUUUUUCUCUGUAGGCAAAUAAAAUAGAACAUAAAAGGCAAGGGGACAUGUCCCUUAAUAUUCCACAAAAUAAUUUAGUGCUCUUUAAAUAAAAUUAAAAACACUUGUCAUAUGGUGGCUCUUACAAAAAAGGAAUUAAAAAAA
Paralichthys olivaceus (Japanese flounder) is the source of this 3195-nucleotide messenger RNA. NCBI's taxonomy places the organism in Eukaryota, Metazoa, Chordata, Actinopteri, Pleuronectiformes, Paralichthyidae. The record is from RefSeq and is a predicted model, not a curated record.